Messenger RNA from Mycena indigotica, 3072 nucleotides. RefSeq names its product Ras guanyl-nucleotide exchange factor. The coding region runs from base 1 to 3072 and encodes 1023 amino acids. The record is from RefSeq and is a predicted model, not a curated record. Gene Ontology annotation, molecular function: guanyl-nucleotide exchange factor activity. Lineage: Eukaryota; Fungi; Basidiomycota; Agaricomycetes; Agaricales; Mycenaceae. Gene Ontology annotation, cellular component: plasma membrane. Gene Ontology annotation, biological process: Ras protein signal transduction; positive regulation of GTPase activity. The transcript is spliced from 11 exons.
AUGCAGGCGGCCCAGUCGGGAGCUCCGUAUCCCCCCGGAGACGAUUCUACAAUAUUGACCACCGUCUCUGCCGACCUCGACAAGCUCAGAGCGGCAACAACAGUUCGGAAAUCAGUUUCGGUCGACUCUUUCGCCAAUUAUUCCCGGGAUGCCACUACCCGACCCACUCGAGGUCAUACAUCGUCUGCGGCUGAACCACCACGAGGUCUCAUCAUGCCCAGUCGAAAUCCGGUCCAAAUUACCAGCAGAAAUCGGGGAGCCAGCGUCUCUUCUACGCAAUAUGACCCCUCGGUAGAUUCCGAUGUCGAACGUGAUGCUUUCCAUGAGCGAUACACUGCGACGGAGAAUAGCAAGCUUCGAGGCGGAGACCUUCCACUUCCACCAAGAACAACAACUCUCAGUUCGACUUCCAGCAUGUCCAGCAUCAUCAGCGCCUCCACGACUUCAAGCACCGAAGAUGGCAUCCAUAUUCGACAAGUACCACGGCCACCCGCAACAUCCAGAGCCCGUAGUGGAAGUCUCGGCGUAUACCCUUCCGCCAAGUAUAGCCAUAUCAAUACCCGGUUGGCCGAGCUUCGGCCUGCAGCUCAAGACACACUCACUCUUCUCGUUGUUGGCGCAGCGAAGUGCGGCAAAUCCGUUAUCGUGAAGAAGGGCCUCAAGGACUAUGGCCUUUCCGAGCCCGUCAACCACUCUUUCCAAGUGCAAUCCAACUACUUCUCUUCCAACUAUAGUCUUCGUGUCGGUCGCAUCCGAGAUGGGGUUGACGAGUAUCCUUUGCAUGUUAUUGAGGCAGAGGUCUCAAAGGUUGCGUUGGAGGACGCUGUGUGGCCAGAGGGCUCUCCCACUAUCGACGGUGUUAUCAUGUGUUAUGAUGCCUCGGACGCCGACUCAUUUUUGCCAGUCGAAGGACUGCUUCGCCGUUUCCGAUCCAUGAUGAUACCAACACUUGUUCUCGCCUGCAAGUCGGACUUAGACCGGCGGGUGGACCCACAAGGAGCGGCAGCGGAUUUCUUGCAACUGUAUGACAAUGGCCUAGUCGAAGUCUCGAACGUCCAAGAAUCAGGAAAGAAAAAGAUGCGACAGGCUUUCGAGUGGUUGAUCAAAGCCGUGUUCCGUGGACGACACUCGAGUCGCAGUGAAUCUGACCUCGACUACCGCAAUCCUGCUUCACCCGUCUUACUGAUUUCACCACCGCCCUGGGAAAUAUCAAGAACAGUUACUCCGGCGGCCUCUUCGUCGUCGAUGAGUACGCUUUCCCAUCACGGCGCUUCAUCACGGCUGUCAAACCCUCCAUUGCCCACAAUACCCGCUUCACGUUCUCCCACUGUUCCCAACUCCCCCACCCGAGCCCGCUCGACGGGCGACCUUCUCUCUGAGCAUGAGAAGUCCCGAACAAGAGACUGGCAACUUGACAAAGACUCCGGCACCAUCACAAGAACUAGCUCUAAUUCAGUGUCAUCAUUGCAAAAGCCGCCACAAACUGCUAUCGAGCCCGUCUUCGACCCUCCGCCAAUUCCUAAGGAGACAAAGGAGAAGGAAGCGAGUAGUAGACCGUGGGCCACUCUUGACGAGCUUUUGGACAAAUUGUUGUUCUUGGCCGUAAGCGGCGAUGAUCCAACUUACAUAACCCAUUUUCUCCUCACAUACCGGCGGUUUGCAAGCCCAAGAAGUGUUCUGUUAGCUAUGCAACUACGGCUUCGACAAUUAGACCAACCUUCUGGUGACCCCAUGUUUGCUUGUUUUGCCCAGAUGAGAAUAUGCCAUUUAUUGGAAGAAUGGAUAAGAGACUAUCCAUACGACUUCAAGGUCCGCGGUACACCCAGCGCCCUGUCUGCCCUUUUCAAAUCCAUUACCUCCAAAACCUACCUUCUCCAUUAUGGCGCCGAUUUUCUUCCUUUCCAUGAGCUACUUCCGAACUUGGUCGACAAGGAUGCCGCUUGGGCUCUGACACCUGAUUAUCCCGAAGACGAGAGCGACUAUGAUGAUGACGAGAAGAGCGCUGUUCUCACGCUCGGCAGUACCCAUAGCUCUGAUCCAGAACUCCCAGCUGCAGCUCGGUCUCCCUCCAGUAAAGUCAAGACUCCUGCUACCUCCAGAGAACGCAAAGGAAGCAUCCCGUUUUCCGCCAAGCUCAUCAGCGCGCCGCCUGCUCUCAACGGACCAGGUCCAUCGGACAACUCAGAGGCAAACUAUCGGUCGACAUUGAAGGACCUCCUGAAACUCGCAUCAGAUGUUAAUGCCCUCGAGUCCGAGGAUAUUGCCCAAGAAAUUACGCGACUGGAAGCUAAAUUGUUCUUGGAUAUCGAGCCCAGGCAUUGGUUGCGGUACACUUUUGUGUCAGGCAAGAAGGAUCCAGCAACUGAUUCAAUCGCUCGGUUCAACGACUUCUCUAACCAUCUAGCUGUCUGGGUGGUUUCGAUGAUUCUAUGUCAUGACAAGCACAAGAUGCGGGCCAAACAGAUCGAAAAGAUGGUUGAAAUUGCCCAGAAGUUGCGGGGUCUUAACAACUACGCUGCACUGCGAGCGUUUGUCGCCGGGAUCAACCAUUCAACAUUUCCUGGCGAUCCAACCAUGGAACAUUUCAAAGCCAAAUCGCCAGACCAGGCCAAGAACUUGCAAUCAUGGGAUGUGUUACUUCAACAAAUUCGGUCGCAUCGGGCAUAUCGUCUAGCCCUGCGAAAUACGAAAGGCGCAUGCAUCCCAGCUUUGGAGGUUCAUGUGUCAGACCUUAUUCGAGCGCAUGAAGCUAAUGACGACACGAACCCUUCAGACCCCAAUAAGAUCCAUUGGGGCAAAUUCAACAUGAUGGGUCGCUUCAUUAGCAGCACGACCCAAUGUCAAGCUCAAUGUCGAGCCGUUUCCGACUAUUCCUUCAAUCCACGGCCACAUAUCACAGAGAUGCUCCUUGCCCAAUGCCUGAUGUCAGAAGAGAUGCAAAAGUCGCGUAUAGCGCUCCCCGACUCAGACUUUGUCGAUGGACCCAGCCCUUCGCGUGUUCCGCCCACGCAGCCAAGCUCGACUUUGGCUCCGAAAGACAUCAACAAGAUGCGGAAAAUUUUCUCGUGGUGA